UGUCAAUCAUGCAUAGGGAAAGGAGCGACAACAAAUGUACAAAAACGAAGUCGCUUGUCAGAUAACAAGCGACCAAAACUUUUAAAACAAGCCCAAAAAACCGCCACCCGUGAUUACUUCAAGCGACUUCAAAAGAAAACAAGCCCAAAGUUUCGUAUUAUAAGCGGACUUGCCCAACUAGAGAAGGGAGCCACAGCAAACCAGCCCCAUCAGCAACACGCAUGCACCGUAACCAUAGAAACAGACCGUACUGCGCCGUAAACUAGCUGGUUAGCUUGCCGAUUAGCUAGAUAUUUUUUGAUUGUAAAUCUGUUAUAAAUGCCAAACAUUAUGCCUGUAAAAGCAGAAGAAGUCGCUGCAUCGCUUGUGCGAGAAUUUCUCAGUCGGAAGGGACUCAAGCGAACGAUUGCUUGCAUGGAUGAAGAACAUCCCCGUACUGAUGCAAGCAUUAACAAUAGAUCUGACCUGCGACAUAUUCUUCACCUUGACAGUUUAUAUAAGAAAAACAAGGCUCAAGACUGUCCCUUAAAAUCAAUGCUGGAGAUCAUUGUAAGACAUCAUAUUGAAGGAGAUAAUGACAGAACGGGUUUCAACAGUAAUGUCAUCCAGACCAGAUCCACAACAGAAAAGUCUCCAACAUUGACACAAAGAGUUUAUGACAGCCCUCGGUCAGAAGAGAACACUACAGGAUUUUUUUUCAACAAAACCAAUGUGUCAAGGUCCAUUACAGAGGUGGUCUGCCCAUCUCAUGGUACGUUUUCAUCAUUUGAAUCAUCAGACACUCCCCCAACCACUACCCCAAGACAAAUCUGGAGCCAAAGCCUUUCCACAGAGAACCUGCAGGAAAGACAACAUGUAACUUCAUUCUUAGACAAUGACAGAUCUGCUAAGAGUGACUCCUUUUCCGACAAGAACAGGACAAGCCGCCUCCGAAGAGGAAUGAUGGCAGGUCCUAUAGCUAGUUCCGCCCAGGUACAGGAAUCGAAGAGAAAACAUCAGACUAGACGAAUGGCAGGGGCCAAUUCUCUACUGUCAAAUUAUGAAGACAACAGAAAUACCAGAGAUGGACCUCCAUUGGUUGUCCAGUCACACAGCAUCGUUCCAGGCCUGAAAGGUCUCUCUGCUGCCGACCCCCUGAGGGCAAGCCAACUGCCCAAUGGCACACUAGAGAAAGGAAUAGAAGUAGGAAAAGAGAAAUCCAGGAUCAGCAGAACAAAGUCAAUGGCCAUUCAAAAUGUCGACGUGCAUAUGUCGGAGAUGAUUUUGGAUGACAUUGAUGAUGACGAUGAAUUUCGUAAGCUGUCCAGAGUGUCCUUCCACUCCUCUAGCUUCCCUCAGCCCAGUUCAGAGGGUGAACCCAUGGACCAGCACACUGCCAGUGCCCUGAAAGAGCUGAUCCUUGGCUCUAGAAGUAGUUGUUUCAACGCAGAGUGGAGGAGUCAGAGUUUCACCUUCUCAGAUAUACCGGAUCUUAGUUAUGGGAUUGUACAGAAGAAGGGUGGUCCUUGUGGAGUUUUGGCUUCGGUGCAGGCCUGUGUUUUGCAGAAACUCUUAUUUGAGGGGACUGGUGCUGAUUCAGGGUUUAUGAGAUUAAGACCCUCUGGUGCUGCAAGAACAAAGUGCCUGGUGUUGGCCACUGCGGAACUCCUUUGGCGGGCAGGGGAGGGGAGAACGGCUACUAUUGCCAUAACAUCAGGAAGAAAUCACUUCACCCCGACAGGACAUGGUCGAUCCGAUGGAAUUCUAGAAAAGAUCAUACGUAUUCAUGUUGAUAAUCUGAAGGACCUUCAGUUGCUUGUGGAGCAGCACAUACAACAGUUUGAGUCCGGAUCUCUAGGAUGUUUAUUGCUCACCAUCUCCGUUAUUCUCUCCAGAUCUAUCGGCUUGGUUAAAGGUGAUAUGGACGUCCCCACCACUGCGCUUAUCGGAGCCCAUGGCUACUGUACUCAGGAGUUGGUUAAUUUAUUGCUGUGUGGACGGGCUGUUUCAAAUGUCUUCAAUGACAAUAUGGAGCUGGAUUCAGGCGAUGGAAACCUGACCCUUCUCAAGGGGAUAAGCAGUCGCUGUGACAUUGGACUGCUGUCCUUAUUUGAACAUUAUAAUAUCUGCAAGGUUGGCUCCUACCUGAAGACUCCCAAGUUCCCGAUCUGGGUGGUGUGCAGCGAGAGCCACUUCAGCGUGCUCUUUGGUCUGCGGAAGGAACUGCUGAGUGACUGUUGGGAGGUCCGGGAGUUUGACCUGUACUACUACGACGGCCUGACCAAUCAGCAGGAGGAGAUCUGCCUCACCCUCUCCGUUCCAGGUGCCUCGGGUAGAACCGAUGCUGACACGGACCUCGUUCCCCCUCUGGAACACUGCAUACGGACCAGAUGGAAAGAUGCCAUUGUCAGUUGGAAUGACACUGAGCCCAUUCUUUGAUUGGCUAGUGGUUCGAAGGUGAGGACUAGUUGGGACAAGGCCUAUUCCUUACCUGGUGACACAAACCGCUGUGUUGGCACAGCUUAAAAAGAUGUGCUUCCAGAUAAAUACCUGGAUAUUAUUUCUGUUAUCAACAACCAAACGGACAUGAUUGUGGGGCAGCAAAUAGCCGAGUGGUUAGAGCAUCUGACCAGUAACCAAGAGGUUGCUAGAUCAAAUCCCCUCGCUCGACAGGAAAUCUGUUUGGUCCCUGAGAAAGCCAGUGAACCCUAACUGGACCCAGGUAUUUGCUGUAAAUGAGAAUGUGAUGCAGGACAUUUUAUACCCAGACGUGUUAUAAUGAGAAUGGGAUGCAGGACAUGUUAUACCCAGACAUGGUUUUUACAAGGAUGUGUCCGGAAUCGGUGCCUUGAUUGACAUUGGUUAUAAUGUAUUACAAUAGCAUUAUUAUAUGUUUCUAUCAAUAUUCUUCUAAAUAACAUUUAUACAUACCUAACCAUUUGAUUAUUUGUGGGAUGGACAUGCUGUGUGUAUUUUAUAUGGUUCGUUUUUCUCUUUUAUUAAGAAAAUGCUGUCAAUUAAGAUGUUUUAUUUGGUUUUCUGUUAACUGCAAAUAGGUAUGCAAUACCUUCAUCGUCCUCUUGCGGCCACUGUUGAGUUGUAAAUGGCUUUUGAACACUCAACAUUGCUCCUUGGUUCCAUUGACAAAUUAUAUUGAUGUUUUAUUUUCCUUAAAAUAAAUCAGUGGAUUGUGUUACAAAUAUAAUACAUCUAUGUCUUUAAUUUACAGCAUUGUAAAAAAUAAUGUUACUGAGACAUUCAGCAAUAUUUAUGAAGGUAUUUCUUAUUCCAGAAGAAUUCAAAAAGGUGGAGCCUGGCUUCAGUCCAUUUGGCUUUAGGGGAAAUUGAUCACAGUUUCCCCUAUCAUCUGUUUGCAAUGCAUUUUAAUUGAUCAUGGUUUCCCCUAUCAUCUGUUUGCAAUGCAUUUUAAUUGAUCAUGGUUUCCCCUAUCAUCUGUUUGCAAUGCAUUUGAAGUUUGAGUGAUUGCAGUAAUGUCUCUGCCUACCCCAUGUUAUGGUGAAUGACUGCUUUAACAUUGGCCUCUAGCCGGAGCAAAACCUUGAUCUUAUACUUUGAACUUUAAGAUAUUUCUCAACGCAUGGUCAAACCCACAUCACACAAAUUGCUAACAUAUGUCAGGUAUUUGCAAAUGGGAGAGUGGUGAUGUUUUUCUGAACAUACAAUUUCCUUUUUCAAAAUCCUUCAAAUGCAUUUCAUUUAAGGCAGAUUAUGGAUGCUAAUGAUUAAUUGCAGUUGGUAUUUUAUAUUUCAAUGUUUCCAUUGCUAUUUGUAAUAGGAAAAUUAAUUUUUACAUUUGUUAGUUUGUCUUCUUUAAAGGUCCAAAUAUGUCCAAAUAACACUCUGAAAUUGUAAAAUGAUAGUCCCUGUUUUUGUGUAAAUCCUGGAAUUUCUGAUCUAAUUAUAAUAGGCCAAUGAAUUUUCAUGUACUUAUGGGGGUGGGCUCUAGACAGUCCAAUCAGCCAAUUAGGGCUGUCUGUAAGUAUCUUAAUCUGUUUACUGAUGCCAAAGGAGGGAAUAAAUUAUUUCAAAUCUGCUUAGUAAAUUACUGUAAUUAAAUAAACAUCAGAUGAUUUUAUUAGACAUACAGUGACUUAAAUAAAAUGACGACGGCAGCAUGGGGUCUUUCAAUAUACGUAUCA
This is a messenger RNA of Esox lucius (northern pike), 4139 nucleotides long. RefSeq names its product MINDY lysine 48 deubiquitinase 4 (gene mindy4). The transcript has 18 exons. The coding region runs from base 319 to 2418 and encodes 699 amino acids. NCBI's taxonomy places the organism in Eukaryota, Metazoa, Chordata, Actinopteri, Esociformes, Esocidae. The record is from RefSeq and is a predicted model, not a curated record. Gene Ontology annotation, biological process: protein K48-linked deubiquitination. Gene Ontology annotation, molecular function: cysteine-type deubiquitinase activity; K48-linked deubiquitinase activity.